AUGCAGGAUAGAAAUCGCUUGCGCAAGUGGUGGUUGACCGAAAUUCGCCCGAAAGUGGCCGCUGAAGAUGGAGACCCGAGAGACUUCCUUGCCCUUGAGAGAACAUUUCUAGCGUAUGUUCGCACGGCAAAUGCGCUUGCUUCGUUUGCGAUCGUCGCAGCUCAGCUGUUCAUCCUCCAUCAUGAUUCUGUCGUGGCUGGGAAAAUGAUGGGUGCUAUGCGGUAUUUCAAGCAGCAAAGGUCGCUUCAGCGGAGAAAGUGCUAUAUAUGGAACCCAGAGAGUAUCCGGGUUGCGUUGUUAUUUUUUGUAUGGUUGUGUUUGGAUAACCCGGAAGACGAGCAAGUGCACGUGUUGACUGUCAACAUCAAGUAUCUUAACAUAGGCCCUUGCUUUUGCUUCUAA
This is a messenger RNA of Aspergillus caelatus, 402 nucleotides long. RefSeq lists its product as uncharacterized. The transcript has 5 exons. NCBI's taxonomy places the organism in Eukaryota, Fungi, Ascomycota, Eurotiomycetes, Eurotiales, Aspergillaceae. The record is from RefSeq and is a predicted model, not a curated record. Bases 1 to 402 code for a protein of 133 amino acids.